This is a messenger RNA of Ricinus communis (castor bean), 1992 nucleotides long. Its product is annotated as calcium-dependent protein kinase 26. Gene Ontology annotation, biological process: protein autophosphorylation; peptidyl-serine phosphorylation; intracellular signal transduction. Gene Ontology annotation, molecular function: calmodulin binding; calcium-dependent protein serine/threonine kinase activity; calcium/calmodulin-dependent protein kinase activity. Gene Ontology annotation, cellular component: nucleus; cytoplasm. NCBI's taxonomy places the organism in Eukaryota, Viridiplantae, Streptophyta, Magnoliopsida, Malpighiales, Euphorbiaceae. Bases 330 to 1844 code for a protein of 504 amino acids. The record is from RefSeq and is a predicted model, not a curated record. The transcript is spliced from 6 exons.
AUGGAAACAGGUUCUUCCGGUAACCAGUCAUGAUUGGGUUUUGAACUAAAAUGCCAAAGUGUGAAACAGAAACGAAAAGAACCAACGACUGGUUUCAGACUCCAUAGACUUUGCUUUAACGGACCCCUUUCUCUCCCCUUUCCUAUGGUCUCCAUGAACAGGUGAUUGAUGUUUUCCAGCUAUUUGUUUCUGGAAAUUGAAGGGUUGAUCUCAACUUUGGCCUCAAAAUUGAGCUAAACAGAAUGCUAAAAUGUGAUCAAUAACUACCGAGUUACAGGGUUUGCUAAAGUUGGAAAUAAAGUCUCAUCAGUAAGAUUGCGCCUUGUGAUAUGGAGGCUCAUGUCGUUGGCCAGAGUUCAUCAACAUCAUGCAAAUGUUAUAAAGUGUCAAACCUGACUCAGACAAUUGUGAAUGCUACUGAAAUUUCAAAUUUGAAAGAUCGGUAUAUUCUCGGAGAGCAAUUAGGAUGGGGCCGAUUUGGUGUCAUAAGGGCAUGCAGAGAUAAGGUGACCGGUGAUGUUUUGGCUUGCAAAUCUAUUGCUAAAGAUAGAUUGAUCACCCUCGAUGAUGUGCGCAGUGUGAAGCUUGAAAUUGAAAUAAUGACAAGGUUAUUUGGGCAUCCAAAUGUUGUAAAUCUCGAGGCGGUGUAUGAGGAGGAUAAUGAUGUGCAUCUAUUGAUGGAGCUGUGUGCAGGUGGAGAGCUUUUUCACCAGCUUGAGAAGCUCGGAAAGUUCUCAGAAUAUGAUGCUCAAGUUAUUUUUAGGCAUCUAAUGCAAGUGGUUCAGUAUUGUCAUGACAAUGGCAUUGUCCAUAGAGAUUUGAAGCCAGAGAACAUUCUCUUAGCUACCAAAUCCUCUUUAUCGCCAAUCAAAUUGGCAGACUUCGGGCUUGCAACAUACAUCAAACCAGGGCAAAAUUUGCACGGAACAGUUGGAAGUCCAUUUUAUAUUGCUCCUGAGGUACUAAUUGGAGGAUAUAACCAGGCUGCUGAUUUAUGGAGUGCUGGUGUCAUUCUUUACAUUCUUCUUAGUGGGAUGCCUCCAUUUUGGGGGAAGACUAAAUCUAGGAUCUUCGAUGCAGUUAGAGCUGCAGACCUACGGUUCCCUCGUGAUCCUUGGGAUCAAAUAUCGGCAUCUGCAAAGGACUUGAUAACUGGAAUGCUUUGUGUGGAUUCUUCAAAGAGGCUCACCGCUGCACAGGUUUUAGCUCACUCCUGGAUGCAGGAUUGUGGAGAGCCAGUACAAGAAAUCUACAAGCAGGACAACCUUGACUUUGCACAGCUAGAAAUGGGUGGAGAGUCUUUCUCUAUCCCAGUAAUUAAGAGGGAGCACGAUUAUAGUUUCAACUAUUCUUCACCUGUAGUUGGUGAAGGUCAAGCGGAGCAAUCUCCUACCUUCACAUCUUCAUUUUCUUCAAUGCCAGUUGAGGCUGAAUCUGGAGGUUUCUCUUUUAGCAUCUGUGAUGAAUCAGGUGUAACAGAGCUCCCUUCCCCAAUCCCAUCCAUGUUAAGCUUUACCUUCUUCGGUCCAAAUCCUGCAGUUGAGGAGGGAGAGGCUUUAUUUGGUUUUUGUGAGGCUGAGUCAAAAAGGGAUAGUAUUCAUGGAGAUGGAGAGCCAACCUUAGGAAAGCCAUUUGUAUUGCCGGAGACCUCUCUUUUUGUAAAGCGUGGAGUGGGAGAAAUGCAGAGGACGAAUGGAUCAAGAGUUUCCAGCAGAAGGAAUCAUACCAUUGGACUCGGGGAGCUUGAUCAACUCAAUAUUAUAGUGACAGAGUCAGUCAUCCGCUGGGCAUCCUGCACACAAAUUCCAACUGCCCCAUCACUUAGAUUAUCACUUGUUUGCUAGAAUGGAUACACAAAGUGGACCAUCAAGUGACUAUCAAGACGAUAGGACUUGUUUGACUUUAGUUUAUGGAAUUACGAUUUUUGCUUUCUGUUUGCUAAGUGUAAGAUAUCAUGACCAGUGUUUGAAAAGUAAUAACCAAUUUCUAACA